Messenger RNA from Astyanax mexicanus (Mexican tetra), 1989 nucleotides. Its product is annotated as piggyBac transposable element-derived protein 4-like. The transcript is spliced from 2 exons. The record is from RefSeq and is a predicted model, not a curated record. The coding region runs from base 1 to 1989 and encodes 662 amino acids. NCBI's taxonomy places the organism in Eukaryota, Metazoa, Chordata, Actinopteri, Characiformes, Acestrorhamphidae.
AUGGCGACUGCAAGAAAAAAUUUCAACUUGUCAGAAGUUUUGGAGGAGCUGUUUCGGAGUGAUUCUGGGGAGGAAUUUGAGAAUAAUUCUUCAGAAGUAGACUCUUUUGAUUCAGCUGAGGAGCAUGCAUUUCAGCAAGGACUGGAUCCAGUCCUUGACCUGGAAGAUCAUGCUCCAUCUUCGGAUUCUCCUGCACCCCCCACCACCACACCUACAGCCCCCACUACCACACCAACAACCCCCACCACCACACCUACAGCCCCCACCACCACACCUACAGCCCCCACCACCACACCAACAACCCCCACUACUACUUUGCUGUCUUCUUCUGGUUCAAGACCUGCCAAAAGACAGAGGAGAAUCUGUUCUGAACAAGUAACAAGGUGGAACAGUAAAGAUGAAGCAGAUGUGACGCCAGUUCUUCACCCCUUUACACCUGUUAGAAAUCCUGGAGUACAGCUGGACAGCCACCAAGAGUACACACCCCUUCAGUUGUUCCAGUUAUUCAUGGGAGGCUCAACAGUCAUAACUCUCUGCCAGAAUACAAACAAGUAUGCGGCAAACAGGCAGGAAAAAGGAAUGAAGACACCAUGGUACCCUGUGACUGACUUGGAAAUGUACCAGUUCCUAAGUUUGAUCAUUUACUGUGGCCUGAUAAAACCGUCUACAGCACGAGACCUGUGGAGGAAGGACAGACUCCACACCUUUCCAUUCCCUGCUUCUGUGAUGGCUGGUUGCAGAUUUGAAGCCAUAUUCUGGAAUCUGCACAUGAGUGACAUUGAAGAGGAUUUAAAGAAUGAUGGGCUAAGAGGCACCAGCAGGUAUGAUCGUCUUGCUCGUUUGAGGCCCCUCAUGGAUGAAAUUAAGAUUGCCUGCAAAGCUUUUUACCAGCCAGAUCAAAACCUAGCCAUUGACGAGCGUAUGGUCGCAACAAAGUCCCGUAUUGGAAUCAAGCAAUACAUGAAGGACAAACCAACAAAGUGGGGUUUCAAGCUCUUUGUCCUUGCUAAUUCCAAAAAUGGCUACACCUGCGGCUUCAACGUUUAUCAAGGCAAGUGUCAGUCACCAUCUGGAAAGGGCCUGAGUUAUGAUUCUGUGAUGGACCUUUUGUCUGCCGCCUCUCUGGGUACAGGUUACCAUAUAUAUGUUGACAACUUUUACACCAGCACCACUCUCUUCCGUGACCUACACAGCAGAAGACUGGAGGCAUGUGGCACCAUCAGGGAGAAUCGCAUUGGCUUCCCCAAAACCAAAGAAAAUGCUCUCCCAAAGAAAGCCAGCAGAGGUGACAUCAGGUGGAUCAGAGAAGGCCCACUACUCUAUGUUAAGUGGAUGGACACUCGUGAGGUGACAGUUUGCUCAACUAACCACCAAGCAUAUUGCGGAGCAACAGUCCAGCGUAGAGUAAAAAGCAGAGAUGGCACCUGGUCCCUGCAAUCCAUCCCUGUUCCAGAACCAGUGAGGGCAUAUAACAAGUACAUGGGGGGAGUCGACCUUUCUGAUGCUCUCAUCAAGUAUUUCAGUGUCUCACAAAAGACAAUGAAGUGGUACAAGAAAUUGUUUCUUCAUUUUGUGGACAUUGCUGUGGUGAACAGCUACAUCAUUCACCGAGAGCUAAGUCUGGCCAAGGAGGAGAAACCUCUCACUCAGAAAGGUUUCAGAGAAGCCCUGUGCUUGCAGCUUGCUGACCUUGGAAGUGAAAGCCGCAGAGCAUCAGGAGCUGCUGAGCUAGAGCAGGAAGAGGGAGUUCUACAGCCACCAGGGGAUGCAGGGGAGAGAGGAUGCUAUCCUGUCCCAAUAGUAGAUCCAUCAUUUGCUGCUAAAAGAGACAAAGCAUCAGCUGGACGGAGAAACUGUGUACUUUGCCUGCAAAAGAAGAAGUACACCAAGACCAUCUACAAGUGCAGGUCUUGUGACGUCCCUCUUUGCAUAAUUGUAGACCGUCUCUGCUUCACUGAAUGGCAUGACAGAAAAGGCAGCAAAGCUUAG